Molecule: messenger RNA, 600 nt
Organism: Necator americanus (New World hookworm)
Lineage: Eukaryota; Metazoa; Nematoda; Chromadorea; Rhabditida; Ancylostomatidae
Exons: 6
Coding region: 1-600 (199 amino acids)
Biological process (GO): cilium assembly; nervous system development; lipoprotein transport
Cellular component (GO): cilium
Molecular function (GO): lipid binding
Source: RefSeq, a predicted model, not a curated record
AUGUUAUCUGAGGUACAAGCGGAGUUCCCAGAACUCACUAGCGAAGCGGAACUUCGAGCUGCUGAAGUCGUACGACCAGAAGACGUCCUUCGCCUCAACGCGAUUACUCAAGAUUAUCUCUGUAAGCCUUCGGCAAAUAUUUACGAUAUUGAAUUCACCAGAUUCAAAAUCAGAGACUUGGACACUGACCAAGUACUAUUCGAAAUCGAGAAACCGCCAGAGGAUGCUUCCGAGCGUGAGGAUCAACCUGCCGAAGCAGCGCGAUACGUGCGCUACCGCUUUUCGGAGGAUUUUCUUCACUUGAAGAGGGUUGGUGCAACAGUAGAGUUCGUAGUCGGGAGUAAGCCAAUCAAUAAAUUUCGCAUGGUUGAAAGGCAUUUCUUCAAGGAUCGCUUGUUGAAAAGCUUUGAUUUCGAGUUUGGAUUCUGUAUCCCAAAUUCGAAGAACACUUGCGAACAUAUUUACGAAUUUCCACAUCUCAGUCCUGAAUUAGUUAAAGAAAUGGUGGAAUGCCCGUACGAAACUCGCUCUGAUAGUUUUUACUUCGUGGAUGACCAACUAAUUAUGCACAACAAGGCCGACUAUUCAUACGAUGGCUGA